Molecule: messenger RNA, 4359 nt
Organism: Oncorhynchus mykiss (rainbow trout)
Lineage: Eukaryota; Metazoa; Chordata; Actinopteri; Salmoniformes; Salmonidae
Gene: gmeb1
Product: glucocorticoid modulatory element binding protein 1
Biological process (GO): regulation of transcription by RNA polymerase II
Cellular component (GO): nucleus
Molecular function (GO): RNA polymerase II cis-regulatory region sequence-specific DNA binding
Source: RefSeq, a predicted model, not a curated record
UCAAGGUGGCUAGUAACAGCCCGGCCACAGGUUGCGUGAGCGCCAAACCUCUGCCCAAAGUCCAUUACUUUAGUUAGCUUAGCCAUCUUGCUAGCUACAAGCCGCCACCUUGCUAGCAAGAUAGCCGGACUAGUACAAUGCAUGGGCGUAGGCCGUUCAGCUAUACAGAUCAGCGGGGAAGGCUAUUCGGGCAAAUGGCGCUUUAGCAGCUAGUUAGCUAUGUUCCACUUGAUCUCCUGACUGUAACUAGUGCACUGCCCUGCCCAUACCCACAGAAACGUUGCGAGGAGAAAAACGGAGUACAAACUUGCUGUACAUUACUUUUAACUAGUACGUUAGCUAGCUAACGCAACGUUUCUGUGGAUAUGGGCAAUGUAGUGCACUAGUUACAGCCAGGAGACCAGGUGUAACGAUAGCUAGCUACUAGUUAAAAGUUAUACAAAGCAAGUUUUCAGUCAGGUUUUUCUCCUCGCCUUUUAAAUGUGUAGGGACCAAGUAGGAAAGAUAGCUAGCUAGCUAGUAACCGUGGCUUUCAAUGAGCCCCAUGCAGUGCCCCCCUUUCUAACUAGGACAGAAUAACCGAAUAACACUUUGGAGGUUUGAAUUAAACCAUACAGCCAGCCAUUGGCUGAAACUGAGAGGCAACUGAACUGAAUCGGUUUAUGGGCAUGGUCUGCCCUGAGAGCAUCUUAUCUAUAUUUUACCUUGUCCUAUCUGUCCUCCCGUAUUAGGUUACACUGGGAGAGGAGUCAGGAUGGCACAAACCGAGGUGACGACAGUCUCCAUGGGGGACUUGAUGGUGAUGAGGGCUGCUGAGGAAGAUGAUGGUGAUGACAAUGAAAGCAAGACACAGGUCAUCCUCCAGCUACAACCAAUCACAGCAAGUAUGGAUGAGUCGGGAGAGGCAGACACAGCUGUUGUGGCUGUGGAGUCACACCCAGAAACGACAGUUGACGGGGAGGACGUAGAGUUGGGCUAUCCCAUCACAUGUGGAGAGUGUAAAGCUGUGCUACUGGUCAAGAAGUUUGUCUGUCCUGGAAUAAACGUAAAAUGUGUCAAGUAUGAAGACCAGCUGAUCAGUCCCAAGCAGUUUGUCCACAUGUCUGGGAAGGCUACACUGAAAGACUGGAAGAGAGCUAUCCGGAUGGGCGGGGUCAUGCUCAGGAAGAUGAUGGACUCGGGGCAGCUAGACUUCUAUGAACACAACACUUUGUGCACCAACACGUGUCGUAGCACCAAGUUUGACCUGCUGAUCAACAACACGCGCUUCCCCCCUGACGGCAGCGGCCUCACCACACCCACCUCCUCACAAGCCCAGGUGGUGAUUGGUAAUGGUGGCCAGGUUGCCAUGACAACAGAGGAGAGGUCAGAGGUUCUGACCGGAACAGUGGAUUGGAGUUCUGGGGCCGUAGCAGUGGAGACAACAGAGAAGAAGGAAACCAGUGAGAUAUCAGAGGAGACGUUGAACUUCUGGAGAGGCAUAGCUGAUGUAGGCCUGAUGGGGGAGGUGGUGGACAACAUCAGGACAGAGCUGCUGGAGAUGCUGAGAGGAGUGCAGUUACGCAGCGAGCAGGCUGCCAUGCAGGACGCUGAUUCCUGUCUGGUAGAGGUGGCAGUGUUGAGUAACCUGGCCCAGGUGUUCGGCCUGCUGGACUCGGUCAAACACAUCCUGAGCGUAAGGAGAGAACAGACUGACCCUGGAGAGGAGCAGGUCCUUAGCACACUGACCAACCUGGAGAUGCAGCUGGAGGAACAGAGACGACAGCAGCACGUCAGGGCUCAGCUCUGCCACCCUCAGCCCCUCAACAACAUCAGCCACACCCCAGGAGGCAAACCCACCAAGCCCAAGGCCAAACGCCCCCGCCUGCAGCGGCCAGCCUCCACCACCACCCUCACCUCCUCCCCCUCCCAGCCCCAGACAGCCACCCUGCAGCCCCAGCAGUUCACUAUCCUCUCCCCCAUUUCAUUCUCCUCCAUGGGCCAGCCCUUCUCCCUGUCAGGCCUCCCAAUGGCCACGCUGGGUCAACAGAACAACACAGUAACCCUUCACACUCUGCCCGCCGGCUCUCAGACCUUCACCCGAUACAUCACCACCAUGGUGGGGGCCGACGGCAAGACGGAGACCCUGACGCUGCACCCUUCCCAGGGGCUGACGCUAGUGGGCACCACCCUCCAGGACCCCAGUCAGCUGGGAGGAACCAUGAUGAGUCCUGUGGAGCUGGUCCAACUCACCCAGGGAGGGGUGACCGACGGUGGGGAGAUGAUGGUGGAGCAGCCCAUGGGCCAGGUUGUGGAGAUGGGGAUGGUACAGGAGGGAUUGGAGGAGGGGGUUGAGGACAAGAGCCAGGCACACACCACCGUGAUUGAGAUCGACCCCGCGCCGGGAGACCAUGACCAGACCAUGGGGGCGGUGAUGGAGUUACAGCUGGCCCAAGAAGGAGAGGCCGAGGCUGGGGAGGAGGACUCUGCCGUAGUGGUCCAUGCUGGGAUGGAGGUGACCAUGGUCUCGGAGGGGAAUGAGGGGGAGGGAGGGGAGGAGAUGGUGAUGCAGGGGGAGUCGGAAGAUGCCCAGGGGGAGGUGCUUGAGGCUGGGCAGCAGAGCCAGGUAGAGGGGGUACAGCUGGAUGCUAAUGGGCAGAUCUCAGGCCUAAGGAUAAUGGUGAUCGAGGAGGAGACUCAGGAAGAGGACAAGGACAAAUGAUCCAGCUCAGCUCUGCAGACAAAGACAAUACCCUCUCUUCCCCCUGGAGCCAUGUCCGACAGUAGGGAUGGGACUAGCCUGUUCCCAGAUCUGUUUGUGCUGUCUUGCCAUCUUGCUGUGACAAUUAUCGUAGGAGCUGGCAAGAUGGAACAAAAAGAUCUGGGACCAGAGUAGGGAUGGACUCAUGGACAGAACAUAAAAGAGAAUACGCAGGCAGACUUGUGGUGUAAUCAAGUGUGUGGAGUGUAGACAGAAAGCUGCCAAAGACCUAGCCUUUUUAGAGUAGCUGUGGUCCUUAGCAGCUAGGCCAAGGUGUCCCUUAUUUUCAUUGUUGUUUCCUUAGUUUUUAUUAAAACAAAAUGACAACAUAGCCAGGCACCGUAUCUUAUAUUGUUUGUUUUUGUUACGCAUUUGUAUGACUUCAACUUGAAGAAGACACCCAAAUACAAUUUUCAGAAAAGGUCCCAGGUUAUUGGCUUGAGAUUGGUAUGAAUAACAGUCUGGUGUUGUAUUCAAGGUGUGUUACCCUUUUGGUGUGUGUGUGGAGCUAGAGGUCUACUGUGGGAUGAUGGCAACAGUUCUAAAACAAAGUCUGCUCUAUGUUACACAUUUCUUUCAACAAUAGAAAGCAUACCACUUUCUCUUUGCAGCUUUUGGGAUGAAGUCUUCUGCAGUUUUUGUCAAACAAAACAAAGAUGGUAUCUUGUUGAGCUCACCAUUGUCAGAUCGAAGCUUUUUUGGCAUUUUCUUUGCAGGAUUUGCAUUAUAUUUCACCCUGAUUCUCUGUAUGGUGACAAAUGCGGUAGAUGUAUUGUAUAUGCAAGCUCCAUAGAGAACAACACAUUUGCAGUUUUUCCCCCCUCUAGGAUUUUUAGCAUGUGGUUAUUUUAGCAACAAGGUUUUGUAUAGAUAGAAAUGGAAAAAGUUAAAGUAUGACCAAGAUGGUUAUGUAAGUCAAAGAAUAAUGACAGGGACUCGUAUGUCAAGCUGAACAAAAUGCUGUAACACUUUAGUAAGAAAGUAUACACACGCUUUCAUAACACUUUUAAUGAAACCUUCCAUAACCAUUCACUAGCCUGCGGAUAUUGUUGCACUCGCUUUGUCUAGGGCUCCUAAGCCUAGUUACAUGGUCUGUAACCUGAGUGAAUGGGUGCAUUUAUGUGACAAAUCAGCGUUUGAGGCGGCAGGUAGGUCAGUAACAGAAAGGACGCUGGUUCAAAUCCCUGAGCCGACUAGGUGAAAAAUCUGUCGAUUUGCCAUUGAGCAAGGCACUUAACCAUAAUUACUCCUGUAAGUCGCUCUGGAUAAGAGCGUCUGCUAAAAGACUGAAAUGGAAAUGUAAUAGUACCUAUAUUAGUGUUGCAGUAUCAUUCAUAACAUUCAUAACACAUUUAUUCAACAUCAGCCUCAUGUUCACCCCCUUCAAGCAAAGUGUUACCCAAACCGCUACCCGGCCUAGAACAAAUAAAAGUUCUUACUCAGUUUAUUUUACUCAUAAUAACAGACACAGAAGUGCAGUGCUGAGACCAAAAUGAAUAAAUUCAUUCAAUUAUUUUGGUCAAUGAAUGUGAACAAAGUUGUUAUCUGUAAUGACCUGUUCUGUAUUUCCAUAAUUACUUUGUAAUGUGUUUUAAUAUUAUUAAAAGAAAUCAAUUGGU